GAGAUAUAGGCAAAUUGUAAAACAUGAUGUUAUAUAAACAGUUUUAGGUUAUAAACUUAGUACAAUUGUUUUGUUUUUGUAAUGGCUAGUGUUACUGUGUUUCAACAAAUUAUAAGAGGUGUGCAUUCGCUGAAACCAAACUUUGUACCGAAACAUUCGCCCGUCAACGAAAGAGAUUUGAAACUGUUACGCGAUUUCGUCGAAAACCACAAGAACAUAUUGGUGCUAACAGGUGCUGGAAUAUCAACAGAAUCAGGUAUCCCCGAUUACCGAUCGGAGAAGGUAGGUCUAUACGCUCGAUCCAACCACCGACCAAUCCAGUACCAGGAGUUCGUCAGAUCGGCGACAACGCGACGUCGCUAUUGGGCCAGAAACUAUGUGGGCUGGCCGCGUUUCUCCAGCAGCCAACCGAACGGCACGCACGAAGCGAUUCAACAGUUACAGGACGUUGGGAAAGUUUCCUGCAUAGUAACGCAAAACGUGGACAGUUUACACACAAAAGCUGGAUCCACGAAUGUAAUUGAACUUCACGGGAGCGCUUAUCGCGUACACUGCAUGCAGUGUGGGACAUUUUACGAUAGACACAAGAUCCAAACAGAACUGGAAGAAACCAAUGAUACAUUUGAGAAUAUUCAAUCGGCAAUGAGACCUGACGGUGAUGUGGAAAUCUCACAAGAAAUGGUCGAUAAAUUUAGACCUCCUUUCUGCGAAUCCUGUGGAGGCAUCUUGAAGCCAGAUAUCGUGUUCUUCGGAGAUAACGUGCCUAAGGAGAGAGUCGAGAAGGUUAAAUCCUCUGUUGAAGAAUGCGGCGGUCUUUUGGUUUUAGGCUCCAGCUUAACAGUAUUUUCCAGCUACAGGAUUAUCCUACAAGCCGUUGAAGAAUCCAAAGAGAUUUGUGUCGUCAAUAUCGGAGCCACGCGUGCGGAUCAUUUAGUGGAUUUGAAGAUUUCGGCUAAAUGCGGAGACGCUUUACCACAAUUGCUAUGUUAAAGAAUUGUAGCUUUGUUUAAAUGAAUUUAUUGUUAUUAAGUAAACUAAUUUCAUUUCGAUUAUUUAGAAUUAAUCGAAAGUAUUUUGAAGUAGCCUUAAAUGUAAAGACUUAGAAUGGAAACUAUUUGAAGAAUGUUAAGAAGAACAAACAGAUAAUCUAAUUAUUGUUAUUAUAUUAUAAGUAAAAGAUUUAGAA
This is a messenger RNA of Nicrophorus vespilloides, 1186 nucleotides long. It is a transcript of the gene Sirt4, whose product is annotated as NAD-dependent protein deacylase Sirt4. Gene Ontology annotation, molecular function: NAD+ binding; NAD-dependent protein lysine deacetylase activity. The coding region runs from base 82 to 990 and encodes 302 amino acids. The record is from RefSeq and is a predicted model, not a curated record. The transcript has 3 exons. NCBI's taxonomy places the organism in Eukaryota, Metazoa, Arthropoda, Insecta, Coleoptera, Silphidae.